GAAAUGCUUCAUUUCAUUUCAAAAUUCGAUGUAGCUUUUAUAUUUACAUUUUCAUACGAAAACCAAGCGCUUGAGUUAAAUUUCAUCUUGUCAAAAUGAAACUCGCUUCGCAAUUUUGGCACAAAGUCUGCCGUCAUUAUCAUGCAAGCCGUGGGUUGUACGUUCCAACAGUUGAAAAGAGCGAAUCGAAUGACCAACUGAGGCACAAGCUCGAGCACUCUGAGGAGGUAAUAAAACGGGCUAUGACUUUGUAUAAACCAAAUGAGAUGAUGCUGUCCUUUAAUGGUGGCAAGGAUUGCACGGUCUUGCUGGAUAUUUUAGCCAGGAUGACGUCACUGACGACCUCAAUGCCCCUGGGAGCGGUUUACGUGAAGUCUGCAAAUCCAUUUGAGGAGCUUGAGACGUUUGUGGAUAAUUCUGUCCAGCGCUAUGGACUACAACUAAGGAUAUACCAAGGAGCCCUUAAGGUUGCCUUCGAGCAGCUGAUAGCCGAGGAUUCCCAGGUGAAGGCAAUCUUCCUUGGCUGCCGGCGCAGCGAUCCCGAAGGCUUUGAUCUAUGCGAUAUGGCACCUACCAACAACGGAUGGCCAGCGAUGAUGCGGAUCUUCCCGCUGCUUGAGUGGAGCUACCACGACAUUUGGAGCUACUUGCGCUCCAACAAUCUGCCCUACUGCUGCCUCUACGAUCGGGGCUACACAUCAUUAGGGGAUCGCAGUUCAACCCGUCUUAAUCCCAACCUGCUGUCUUACGACGAAAAGCUGGGCAAGAUGACUUAUCGGCCAGCCUACGAAUUGGAGGAUGUGCUCCUGGAGCGGAUCAACCGGGAUGGGCAUGGCCAGGUCUCAGUCAGCGGAACCAAACAAUAACCAGUGGCCAAAGUUCAGGUCAAGCUCAAAGUUUCCGGCUCUGCUCUUGACUUGAUUUUCUUUUCAUUUUUCCACCCCAAUGUGAGACAAAGUGGAGCAGCAAGUGUCAGCUAACUGGGCCGACAAUUCUUCGUCAAGACCCCAUUUCACUUGUUCACAUUUCGCUUAUCAGACAAUUUGAAUAACUUGCACAAACCGGCCUAGCCCCUUAUACCAUACCACUUUUAUCUACUGUAUAAGAGAAAUGCUAGUAAAAGUUCUUAAAUA
Messenger RNA from Drosophila teissieri, 1133 nucleotides. RefSeq names its product FAD synthase (gene Flad2). The transcript has a single exon. Gene Ontology annotation, biological process: FAD biosynthetic process. Bases 96 to 866 code for a protein of 256 amino acids. NCBI's taxonomy places the organism in Eukaryota, Metazoa, Arthropoda, Insecta, Diptera, Drosophilidae. The record is from RefSeq and is a predicted model, not a curated record. Gene Ontology annotation, molecular function: FMN adenylyltransferase activity.